This is a messenger RNA of Amaranthus tricolor (Joseph's coat), 1940 nucleotides long. Its product is annotated as transcription factor MYB54-like. Gene Ontology annotation, molecular function: DNA-binding transcription factor activity, RNA polymerase II-specific; RNA polymerase II cis-regulatory region sequence-specific DNA binding. Gene Ontology annotation, cellular component: nucleus. The record is from RefSeq and is a predicted model, not a curated record. The coding region runs from base 478 to 1713 and encodes 411 amino acids. Gene Ontology annotation, biological process: regulation of DNA-templated transcription. The transcript is spliced from 3 exons. Lineage: Eukaryota; Viridiplantae; Streptophyta; Magnoliopsida; Caryophyllales; Amaranthaceae.
ACUCAAAUGAGAGAGAGAUAGAGAGAGAGAUUGUUGAUUGUUGUAGGUUUCUUUCUGUUACAAACACUUUUCCCAUUUUUCAAGUGUUUUCUUCUUACAUUCAUAACUUCUUCUUCUCUCAAUCCAUCUUUAUAUUCUCUCUAAUUCCUCCCCUCUUUUUCCACUAUUUCUCUUUACCCACAACUUCUCAUCAACAUUCCUUUUAUCCUUUCAUUAUUUCUCAUUUUGAAUGAAAUCAACCUCCCUCUCUCGCUACAUUUCUCACUUUCUCUCUCUAGAAAUUUCAAGAAAUUAAGAAUAUGAUUUUUGUAACAGUUAGAAAGAAAUUUGUCAGAAAAUAAAAAAAACUAAAUGAAGGCAUGUCUAACAAGUGUUGAGUAUAUUAAACCAAAACCAUAAUAAUACUCUACCAUUCCUUUUCAUUCUGAAAUUCUGCAUUUUCUUCAAAUUAAUUCAUCAUCUUCUUGUAAUUCUUCAAUGGGUAUGAUUCCUUUUCCUGAUUUAACCUCUCUUUCUCUUAAGAAACCCAACUGUUUUGGGACAAUGCCCACUUCAGAAGAUCCCUCUAACAACAGGGGUGGUUUUCCUUUUGUGGGUAGUUUUAUUCCUCAAAUUCAUGGAGAUCAACAAGCAGUAAUUGAGGGUAAAGUUUGUAACUUUAAAGAUGGGAUUUCAAGUAUGGAUCUUAAUAAUACAAGUUGUGAAGAUGAAAGUUUUGGUCAUGAUAAUAAUAAUAAUAAUAAUAAUAAUAAUAAUAAUAAUAAUAAUAAUAAUAAUAAUAAAGUAGAGUGUUCUAAAGAAAGUAAGGUAUGUGCUAGAGGACAUUGGAGACCUGCUGAAGAUAGUAAACUCAAGGAACUUGUUGGUAUCUAUGGCCCUCAAAAUUGGAACCUCAUUGCUGAAAAAUUGGAAGGAAGAUCAGGUAAAAGUUGUAGAUUGAGGUGGUUCAACCAACUAGACCCAAGGAUAAACAGGAGAGCAUUUACAGAAGAAGAAGAGGAGAGAUUAAUGCAAGCACAUAGAGUUUAUGGUAACAAAUGGGCUAUGAUUGCAAGACUUUUCCCUGGGAGAACUGAUAAUGCUGUUAAAAAUCAUUGGCAUGUUAUUAUGGCUAGGAAGUAUAGAGAACAAUCUAAUGCUUAUAGGAGGAGGAGAAAUAAUCUUAUGCAACAUCAAUCUUCAUCACCAUCAUCUACUUUCCCUCAUCAUCAUCAUCAUCAUCAUCUUAGAAGAUCAUCAUCAUCAUCAUCCAUGGAAGAAGAUAAUGAACAACAACUCCCAAGCUCUUACAAUAAUAAUUAUCAUAGUAACAUUUCACAUGUUGCAAAUGGGAUAAAUAUCAGUAAUCAAGGUUCUUUUCCAAGUAAUAGUCAGCAAGCUCCUUUAGAUUUCUUCUCUGGUUCAAGUAACCAUAACAUGGUGAGCAUGUUCAGUGGAAGCAGGUGUUUGGAUAGGGCAAUACAAAUUCCAAUAGCAAUGCCAAUGCCAAUGCCAAUGCAAGUCCAACAACAAGAGCAGUCAUACUAUUACUACUACUACGACAAUAACAACACUUCUCUUCCAUCUCAUCAACAAAUUUCCCCACGCCAAACACACCCUUAUUCAUCAUCUCCUUCACUUGAAGCUGGAUCAGGAAGCAGAUCAGUAGAGGACCCCACUUCCACUUCUUCACUUCCUUUCAUAGAUUUCCUUGGUGUUGGUUCUUCUACUUGAAUUAAGUUCAUUUUUUUUUUUUAAUUUCUUUUCCCAAAAGAGUCUAAUAGAUAGUAGAAUGUAGUUUAGUGGUGAUGAUGAUGAUGAUGAUGAUGAUGAUAAUGAUGAUGACAAAUGAUGGAAGAAGUGGUUUUUGCAGAUUAACUGAGAAAAUACCAUUAAUGGCAUGGGAGUGUUUUCUUGUAUCAGUUAAAGAUGACAGUUUAUCAUGAAGUACUUUUUCUUUA